CACCUCCAAGCCAACGAGCCCCAGGCCGGACCUCUGCUCCAGGCCUCUCAAGUUCUGCUCCUCAGCGCCUCAUAUACUCCGUUUCAACUCCGUCCCAGUCGUCGCCCCGUUGCUGUCAGAUUCACAACCAUGUUCAAGAUGACAACCUUCCUCGUCGCCCUCCUGGUUCUCCUGCCCACCUGCCUUGCUUGGCAACUCGAUGUCGUGUUCUACAAGGACGCCAACUAUGGUGGAUCCGCCAUUGACUUUCAGAUCCACGAUAGCCUCGAGUGCUACAACAUCCAAGAGUGCUUCAACGACGAAAUGUCGAGUCUCAAGGUCACCUCCAGCUGUGACAUCCCCGCUGGCUUGAUGCUCAACCUUUAUGCCGACAUCCAGUGUCCCUGGAACGACUGGAGCGGCACUUGCCUUCUUGAUGGCACGACCACCUGGUCAGGGCUGAUUUACCUUGUGCCCUGCCAGACCGUUUCUGUUCCCUGGAUUGGUUCGUGUCUGAACGACCAAGUUAGCGCUUUCAUGGCCAUGGAGAACUGGCAGAGCAACUUUUGGUGGAACUCUGGCCAGUAUACUUUCUCGUGCUAA
Polychytrium aggregatum is the source of this 582-nucleotide messenger RNA. RefSeq lists its product as uncharacterized. NCBI's taxonomy places the organism in Eukaryota, Fungi, Chytridiomycota, Chytridiomycetes, Polychytriales. The transcript has a single exon. The record is from RefSeq and is a predicted model, not a curated record. The annotation marks the transcript as partial.